UGACGAUGCGCUGUGGUCUGAUUCGUUUGAGCCUCCUCUGAGGACCUGGCGUGGCUUCCGUCGCAACCUUUGCAUGCAUCACUCACGCGCGAACGUCGAACGCUUGGGCUUAGCACACCUGUAACAACGAAGCGGGCGGAGCAUAUCUCAGUUCCCGGUAGAGGUUCUUCGCUCCCGAUCAAUGCACAGCAAUACGAUCAUCCUCAAGGCUAAACGGGGGCCGCAGAAAAGAACGAUGCACUGCUUUAUCACCGCCCUUCGUACGCGUCUAUAAUUACCCUCGACCUCCUAGCCCGAGUCAAGGAUCAUCGUACCCCCCUCCCACUCAACACACCGUACACGAUGAGCAACGACGCAGGAGCCGAGGCCGGCGCGGGCAUCGGUGGACUUUGCUCUGCCGUCAUAUUCUCGAUCUUGCAGCCGUUCUGCAACACGAAGCAGUACGGGAGCGGGGGCGGGAACCACGUCGCGGGGUGCUGUGGGUCGUGCUUCAACAACUCAUUCAACGAGGACAAGUGGGACAGGCGCGCAAACGCUGUGGCGGAUGCGCCGGCAGCGGCGAGUGCGACGAAAGACGAGCCGAAACCGUCGGAGGGGAUGAAGAUAGCUCCACCGCCCGAGGAGUCGAAACCCGCGGCCGCUACUGCUCCUUGAAGCCCUGGCAGAUAUGUUACACAGUCAUACAGAUUAUUGUGAUACCAUCCUCGACGUGUUUUAUGCCUGCUCAGCCCAGAAAGUCGGACUCGCCCUUCCGAAUGACCACGUCCAAGCCUUCCGCAAUCGGGGUUUCACCGCCGACGAAGUCGAUUCCCAGACCUGCAGCGCCUUCGCGAUCGAGGAGCAGAAACAAAGCCAUCGCGACGUCAUCGCGCUAUGCGCAGGAGACCCAUGAGUUUGAGCUGCAGCACGCGCGGAGAUAGAAACGCACCGAGAUCCUGGUCGUCAAAUGCGUGCGGCCGAUCGAAGCCGCGCCCGUGCCGGGCUCAUCUGUGAGUCCACCAGGGCGCAGCAUGGUCCACCGGAACGCGGUGCGUCGCGCGAGAUCUUUGUCGGCUUCGUACUUCCACUUGAGAUACACACCGAUGCUCGCCCGGAUCUGGCGCGAAACAGCCAGGUCCUCCUCAGUCUGUGAAACGCUUCAGCUGUGGGGCGGACGGGCAUGAUGUGUGACGAACGUAGUGCUCCGGCACCUUUUCCGGGUCCCGGACGUCCAUGCAUGAUACCAGGACGAGCCGCGGGCGGGGCUCCUCCCCCGCCUCAAGCGCGUCAAACACCUUCACCGCCCCGUCGAAGUCGACCGCCUUCGUGCGCGCCUCGCCGCCCCUCCCGCCCGCGCCCGCACUGAAGUACACCACGUCGGCGCCGCGGAACGCUUCCGUGAAGUCGGCCGUGGGGGAGUCCUCGAGCGAGAGGACGCGCGGCGUCGCGCCUGCGGCUUGGACGGCGCCUGCGUGGGCCGCGGUGCGGAUGAUCGAUGUGACGCGGUGCGCGGCUGCGGUGAGGAGCGCGGUGAGGCGGAGUGCGACCUUGCCGUGCCCGCCUACGACGACGACCUUCUUGGAUGGUGACAUACUGUAUGGUAUGGUUAGAAGGGAUAUCGCCGGAUCUUCUUUGAUUGUAGAUUAAGAGG
This is a messenger RNA of Mycena citricolor, 1630 nucleotides long. The record is from the annotation of a GenBank genome assembly. Lineage: Eukaryota; Fungi; Basidiomycota; Agaricomycetes; Agaricales; Mycenaceae.